This is a messenger RNA of Penicilliopsis zonata CBS 506.65, 1749 nucleotides long. RefSeq lists its product as hypothetical. The transcript is spliced from 3 exons. Gene Ontology annotation, cellular component: plasma membrane. Gene Ontology annotation, molecular function: G protein-coupled receptor activity. The coding region runs from base 350 to 1636 and encodes 428 amino acids. Gene Ontology annotation, biological process: adenylate cyclase-activating G protein-coupled receptor signaling pathway. The record is from RefSeq and is a predicted model, not a curated record. Lineage: Eukaryota; Fungi; Ascomycota; Eurotiomycetes; Eurotiales; Aspergillaceae.
AUUAUUCCUCUUCUGGAGAAUGGAAAGCUUGAAAGUGGACGCUUGGAUUACGAAGUACUCGGCAUGCUCCUGGUAGUGUUGCUGGAAUUUAUUCUCUGGUAUCUGCCUCUCUCUCCUGGAUUGUCAGUCAGCUUUGAUUUUCAUUGUUUGUCCUUUGUCUACAUCGAUUCAACUGCUCGCUCUUUUUCUUCUUGCGGGGGAGGGCCUGGUAUCUCCACUCAGGAAGGGGCUAAGCUUGCUCGCUAACGCAUCGACCAGAUCUAUCUCGGGAUAUUUGGCGCUGUAUAUAAAAUAAGGUCCGGGGAGAGGGAAUGAUUGAGGCAUCUUCACCACCGCACCGCACCCCACGAUGAACUUGCUACCACGAGACAGAUCGUGGUUGAGCCAGUACAACAUCGGCGGCCCUCUGCCUGUCGAUCAACGGCAUGGCUUGCUUGCCAUCACCAUCAUGGCCCUCGGGUCGACGUUGGCCACCGUCGGCCUGCUGAUAUUCAUCACCUAUCGCCUGAUCUUCUGGCGCAAGAGCUUCUCGCGCUACAUCGGCUACAACCAGUACAUCGUGCUGAUUUACAACCUCAUCCUGGCUGAUCUACAACAAUCCUUGGCCUUUCUCAUCUGCCUCAAGUGGCUCAAAGACAACGAGAUCGAGGCCGACACCGCUGCCUGCUUCCUGCAGGGCCUCUGGCUUCAGAUCGGUGAUCCUGGCAGCGGCCUCUUUGUCUUCGCCAUCGCCGUACAUACCUUUCUGCUUGUCAUCUGGGGCCACAAGCUCAGAUAUCGCAUGUUUGUGGCAAGCAUCGUGGGUAUCUGGGUAUUCAUCCUCAUCCUGCUGCUCAUUCCACUGGCUACCCAUGGCCGAGACGUUUUUGUCCCAUCCACCACCUGGUGUUGGAUCAAUGCCAAAUAUGAACCCAUGCGUCUGUGGACACAUUAUCUCUGGAUCUUCCUGGCCGAGUUCGGCACAGUGUGUCUGUAUGCGAUCAUGUUUUUCCAGCUACGACAUCGUAUUGCCCAGUCAGCCAUCCUGGGCAGCGCACACAUCGAGAGCCUGAAACGACUGCGCCGCGUGGUCGGCUACAUGGUCAUCUACCCGAUUGCCUACCUCAUCCUCUCCCUACCACUGGCGGCGGGUCGCAUGGCCCUCGCCCGCGGUGACUCCCCCUCAGUCCUCUACUUUUGCGUCGCGGGUGCUAUGAUGACCAGUUCCGGCAUGGUGGACGUUACCCUGUACACGCUCACGCGCCGCAGUCUGAUCAUUGACUCCGAACCGAGCGACGACCGCAGCUACCCGCGUGCCUACGGGGAGAGGAAGGGCGCCGCCACCGCACUGUCAGUCCUCAGCGGCGGCGACCCGACGAGUCGCCGGACCGAGAUCAGCGCUAUGCGCAGCCAUAAUAUGCCGGAAGGCGACGACGACGGCGACGACAACCACUCGAUUCGGUCUACUCCGCCGCGGCACGGCUCUACAGAUCGUAUCGUCGCCACCCCGGCCGUCGUCGAGCUGGCGCCCAUGACCAAGGUGUACCAGCACACCACGAUUGAGAUCACCACCGAGCCGGCGUAUCCUUCUGCCCAAGGUGAUGGCGGGAAUCCCCCGUUCCAGACGAGGGGGAGGUCAUCUCCAUCACGGUGGUGAAUUUCAUUUCUUCUUACUUUUUUGCCAUAUACCAUCUUUGCUCGUUGUAAUAUACUUUAUAGACUUGAUACUGUACUAGAAUCACGAGUACUAUGUAGUCCAGCGUAUGUCAG